UGUUUCUCUUUCGCACUCAAUAUAUUUAUACACUAACCUUCCUCGUUAUUUCCUCCCAAGAACAUCUCAAACACUUCUAUUCUUCAUUCAUUCAAAUAUUUUGACCAACACACACACAUAUAAUAAUUUGUCCUCAUAAACCCUAAACCCUACCUAGUUCCAACAACUCUCUAGUUCCAAAUCCAAGAAAAAGAGGAUAGUUUCAUAAGCAAUGGCCAAAGUUGGGAAGCUGACAAAGCUCAAGUCGGCCAUAAAGAAAUGGCCUUCCUUCGCCAAGAACCACCACCACUCAUCCUCCUCCGCCGCUGUAUCCGACGAGCUCUCAGAGGACAACAAUCUCCAUGUUGUUUAUGUUGGUCAGACUCGAAGACCUUACAUGCUUAGACCAGACAUCAUCUCUCACCCACUUUUUCAAGAACUGGUGGAUCGGUCUUCUAGAUCCGUGGAACAUGAUCGUGAGAUUGUUGUAGCUUGUGAAGUUGUUUUGUUCGAGCACUUGUUGUGGAUGCUCAAGACUGGUCAAGAAGGAGGAUCCGUUGAAGAAUUGGCUGAGUUCUAUACUUAUUAACAUCGACCGAUUGAUUUAUAAACAUUUGCUUCGUAUAAUAUAUACUUCCAAUGUUGUUAUUUUUGUUGUUGCUGCUGAUUUGUGUUUUGAUUCGAUGCGGUGUGUGAUCAAAAACGUGAUCUCGUAAACCAUGUCAUUUGCUUCUGCUUUUUUUUUUGUUAUCGAGCAAUUUUAUGAUGAUGAGCAUAUGUAGCUUCUUACUUUGUUACGACCAACAAAUAAUUAUAUUCCCCUUUAUAUUCC
Molecule: messenger RNA, 811 nt
Organism: Brassica oleracea var. oleracea
Lineage: Eukaryota; Viridiplantae; Streptophyta; Magnoliopsida; Brassicales; Brassicaceae
Exons: 1
Coding region: 212-568 (118 amino acids)
Biological process (GO): response to auxin
Source: RefSeq, a predicted model, not a curated record